UCAACGUGAUUUUUUGCGUGAUUCAUCUUGCGAAGAAAAUGAGUGAACGUGACAAAAGCAAGCGGUCAGAAAUACCUCAUGAGCUAAGGGGAAAAUUAGCAGCUUUUGAUAGUGCUUUAAAUAAUGUGGAAAACGAAUUUGAACCCUUGUUAAAAGUUUCCCAAAUUGAACUGAAUGGAAGGUUAUCUACUAUAGACAAAGCCAAGUUGGACCUGGUGGCAGCUUAUUCAAUCAACUCAUUGUUUUGGAUGUACUUGAAUGUUUGUGGUGUAAAUCCCAAAGACCAUGGAAUAAAACAGGAACUUGACAGAAUCAGAAGUUACAUGAACCGAGUGAAAGAGAUCCAAGAUAAAGAAAAGGCUCCUAAAUUAGAUGUUAGUGCAUCCAAGAGGUUUGUGAAGAGUGCACUUUGGCAGGCCGCACAGAAACAGUCGAAACAAUCAGGAAGUUCAAAGGACACGAAUGCAGAAGAGAAGUAUUUGAUACGGAAAGGGAAACGACGGUCAGAUCAGAAACCACCGAAAGAACUUACUGAAGCAAAAAUUAAAAAAGCUCAUAAAAGUCGAUAUAUGAACCUUGAAGAAGAUACUGAAAUAAAGAAAACAUAACCAA
This is a messenger RNA of Mercenaria mercenaria, 612 nucleotides long. Its product is annotated as nuclear nucleic acid-binding protein C1D-like. Lineage: Eukaryota; Metazoa; Mollusca; Bivalvia; Venerida; Veneridae. The record is from RefSeq and is a predicted model, not a curated record. Bases 39 to 608 code for a protein of 189 amino acids. Gene Ontology annotation, biological process: regulation of gene expression; maturation of 5.8S rRNA. The transcript has 5 exons. Gene Ontology annotation, molecular function: DNA binding; RNA binding. Gene Ontology annotation, cellular component: exosome (RNase complex); nucleolus.